Messenger RNA from Arabis nemorensis, 1536 nucleotides. The record is from the annotation of a GenBank genome assembly. Lineage: Eukaryota; Viridiplantae; Streptophyta; Magnoliopsida; Brassicales; Brassicaceae.
AUGGAGAGCGACGAAGCAGCAGCAGGAGCAUCUCCACCAGCCACGACUCCGAGCGGAGGAGGAGGAACCGGAACUUCGUUGCCGAAGAAGAGAGGUCGGAAACCUAAAACCAAAGAAGAUUCUCAGACUCCGUCGUCUCAGCAACAGCAACCGAGCGGUGGCAAAAUGAAGGAAAGUGGGAAGAAAACUCAGCAGCCCAGUGUCGAUGAGAAGUACUCUCAGUGGAAAGGUCUCGUUCCCAUUCUCUACGACUGGCUCGCGAACCAUAACCUCGUCUGGCCUUCACUCUCUUGCAGAUGGGGUCCUCAGCUUGAACAAGCGACCUACAAGAAUCGCCAGCGUCUGUACCUCUCAGAACAAACUGAUGGCAGUGUGCCCAAUACCUUGGUCAUAGCGAAUUGCGAAGUUGUUAAGCCAAGGGUUGCUGCAGCAGAGCACAUAUCACAGUUUAAUGAAGAAGCACGUUCUCCCUUUGUGAAGAAGUACAAGACCAUCAUUCACCCUGGAGAGGUCAACAGAAUUAGGGAACUCCCACAAAACAGUAAGAUUGUUGCUACUCACACCGACAGUCCUGAUGUUCUCAUUUGGGAUGUUGAAACCCAACCAAACCGUCAUGCUGUGCUUGGAGCUGCAAGUUCCCGCCCAGAUUUGAUACUAACUGGACACCAAGAUAAUGCUGAGUUUGCUCUUGCAAUGUGCCCAACCGAACCCUUUGUUCUCUCUGGAGGCAAGGACAAGUCAGUUGUUCUGUGGAGUAUCCAAGACCACAUCACCACGGUUGGUACAGAUUCCAAAACAUCUGGAUCUAUCAUCAAACAGACUGGUGAAGGUGGUGAUAAGACUGAGAGUCCUACGGUCGGCCCGCGAGGUGUAUAUCAUGGCCAUGACGAUACGGUUGAAGAUGUGGCAUUCAGCCCAACUAGUGCACAAGAAUUCUGUAGUGUUGGUGACGAUUCUUGCCUUAUACUAUGGGAUGCAAGAACUGGCACUAGCCCUGUCACGAAGGUUGAAAAGGCGCACGAUGCUGAUCUUCAUUGUGUCGAUUGGAAUCCUCAUGACGACAAUCUGAUCCUGACAGGGUCAGCAGACAACACUGUCCGGUUGUAUGAUCGUAGGAACCUUACCUCAAAUGGAAUUGGUACGCCUAUUUACAAAUUUGAGGGCCACAAAGCUGCUGUUCUUUGUGUUCAGUGGUCUCCUGAUAAGUCAUCUGUUUUUGGGAGUUCCGCAGAAGAUGGUCUUUUGAACAUCUGGGAUUAUGAAAGGGUCAGUAAGAAGUCUGAUCGCGCAGCUAAAAGUCCCGCUGGGCUCUUCUUCCAGCACGCUGGUCACAGGGACAAAGUUGUUGAUUUCCACUGGAAUGCGUCGGACCCUUGGACUAUUGUCAGUGUGUCUGAUGACUGUGAGACUACUGGUGGAGGUGGAACAUUGCAGAUAUGGCGGAUGAGUGACUUGAUUUACAGACCAGAAGAGGAAGUCCUGACAGAAUUGGAGAAGUUCAAGUCGCAUGUUAUGACAUGUGCCGCCAAGCCUUGA